AUGAUGACUCGAAGAAUGCUUACGAAAGAGGACGAGGAUGCAACCGGCGACGAGACUGAAGUCCGCAGAGAGGACCAGGACAAGAUCAACAAAUUCAGUCGCCUGCACCAGCGCGAACUGGCGAUACAGGACGAGCUCAAGGUUAAGAACAAAGAGAAGGAGGAACUCGACGAUCUGAACACCGAGCUCGAGCUCAUUGACGAGGACGACACCGUACCCUACAAAAUUGGCGACACAUUUUUCAACGUCCUGCAGCCUCAAGCUUUGGAGAUGUUGGGCGAGGCGACGGCCAAGAUUGAGGAGGAGGUCGAGAAGCUGGAGGCAAAGCUCGAGUCAACAACAGACGAGAUGACGGAGCUCAAGGUCGCACUAUAUGCCAGGUUCGGCAAAAGCAUCAACCUUGAGACGUGA
This is a messenger RNA of Verticillium nonalfalfae, 411 nucleotides long. RefSeq lists its product as uncharacterized. The transcript has 4 exons. NCBI's taxonomy places the organism in Eukaryota, Fungi, Ascomycota, Sordariomycetes, Glomerellales, Plectosphaerellaceae. Gene Ontology annotation, biological process: protein folding. Gene Ontology annotation, cellular component: prefoldin complex; cytoplasm. The record is from RefSeq and is a predicted model, not a curated record. The coding region runs from base 1 to 411 and encodes 136 amino acids.